This is a messenger RNA of Acanthosepion pharaonis, 885 nucleotides long. The record is from the annotation of a GenBank genome assembly. Lineage: Eukaryota; Metazoa; Mollusca; Cephalopoda; Sepiida; Sepiidae.
AUGGUUCCCCAUCCAGAAAAUUACUUAAUGGCAGAUAUUGAUAGGGGGCUGAACAGGAAUAGAAAUGAGCACAAAUCAUCAUCUAUUGACCAAGAAUUCACUUCUGGAGAUGAUCCUACCCCUCUCCUAGCAGAUGAACCAGAGUCAACAAAUGCAUCUGGGUACUUGGAACCAUCAAAAAUUGAGACCCCAAAAUAUUUGGAACUGAUAUCAGAUAGCCACACAUCUUCCCCAAUGUCUGAAAAGCAGUCUGUUCGAGGUGCACGACCGAAAACAAGCUCUACUUCAAGUCUACGCAAAUCCCCUACAGAGAAAAGUCCCACAAAUACCAAAAAGAACAAUAAUGGCUUCAGUGAUCUGAAUGGCAAAGUGAAGGGCUCAGGUGGGGCAGCUCGGCGAAACUUCCAAGGGUUACACUAUGCGCAAUUGGCUACCUGCAGCACUGACUCCUCUGUUGAUGAGGAUAGUGAUGAUGAAACCAACAAAGAUAUCAAUUAUAUCACCCCUCAAGUCAGCAUGUCAUGUACAUUGCUGAACCAACUCCAAAAUGAAACAAAACAGCGAAAACUUAGCAAGCAGACAUCGGCACCGAUUCCUGUGAGGAACAAUUCUUUGUCCAAUGACAUUGUCUGGCUAAACAACAGCUCAAUAGAUGACCAAAAUGCCAACAAUUUUCUCUUUCACAAUUCAUGUGCAUCGCCAACAAAACUACAAGUAUGGGCAGAUAAAAACCGGAACUUGGUCGGGAAGAACUCAAGCAUGCUUCCGAUAUCUGACUGUCCAGAAUAUAUAAAUACCUCACAACCGGCUUCCUUGAACUAUCCUACUGGACGAACCACAGGUGGUGGGGCACCAGUCUUCAGUUCUCAACCUACCCUUGUUUGA